UCAUUCUAUCUAAUCACUAUCAAGAGAUAUCACUGACAUAUACCUUCUAACUCAAGUGACGAGCGCACGCUACAUCGCGUUGCGUUUUUCACGUAUUGUUUUCUCAUUUCAGUGAUAAUUUUUAAAUGACAUUGAUACAGCGGAUUUAAUCAACCAUGUUGGCGGCCUCUCUCAACACGCUCACGCCGCGGCUGAGGUUCAACUUUUCGAAGCCGGUCAUCGACAAUGUAGUCUUCAAGCUACACUAUAAGCUCACCGUCACGUUCUUGCUGGCAUUCGUGAUCCUGGUUUGCUCCAGAGAAUAUUUCGGAGACCAUAUUAAGUGCAUAUCAGAUCAGGGUGUGCCGGAUCAUGUUAUACAGACGUAUUGUUUUUUCAUGGCUACUUUUACUAUCGUUCGUCACUAUAAUGAGAGCCUGCUCGAAGGCGGGUUCCUACCUCAUCCAGGCGUUGGGCCUGUCUCUUCUUCAGAUGAAACAUUACACCACACGUACUACCAAUGGGUUCCAUUCGUGCUCUUCAUACAAUCAGUGUGCUUCUACAUGCCUCACUAUGUGUGGAAGAAGAAAGAAGGUGGAAGAAUCAAAGCGUUGGUCGAUGGUUUACAAUAUGCUGGACUCGCCUUAGCUAGUGACGAUAUGAAGGUUGGAGCGGUGAUGGUACCAUCCAAACAGACUUUGGAAAGUCAAAUUGAAAAUGUUAAGAAAGACAUUGUUAUGAGAUUACGAGUAACCAGGACCUGGUCAACGUGGCUCGUUGCAAUGGAGAUUACAAACCUAGUCCACCUGAUGUUUCAGAUUUGGAUGAUAAAUAUUUUUCUCAACGGACAAUUUAUAAACUUAGGGUCCAGUGUUCUCAACUACAAUAACUGGCAGGACAUAUUGGAUCCGUUAGAAACAAUAUUUCCUAAGGUAACCAAGUGCACCUUUCAUAAGUACGGUCCAAGCGGUUCCAUUCAGCAGCACGAUGCUCUCUGCGUCAUGGCUCUCAACGUCAUCAACGAGAAGAUCUACGUCAUCCUCUGGUUCUGGUUCCUAUUCCUCUUCAUUGUUUCUGCUCUCGCUGUAAUUUGGCGCUUCUGUUCCUUCUUCUUGUACCGACGCUCUCUCAAGUUCAACGAGAUGGUCUUCCGUCAUGCCUCCCACAAGACCUUCAAUCCAUACAACGUGAUUCAAGUAGUGAACGGUUGUAACUAUGGAGACUGGCUGUUCUUGUAUUACCUGGCGAAGAACAUGAAAGGAAUUGUUUUCCAGCAACUGUUUGAACGGUUAGCUGAGGAACUUCAGAAACGAGAUAUGCCGUUCGACCAAGACGGACAUGAAGAAAAGGGAGCCGAGCCAGUGCUACUAGGAAAAGUUGAUUACACUGAUGAGACUCUGCCUCUGAAAGAUGAUAUUAAGAAGUAUUCGUAAGAGACUAAGAGUUACGUUAAGAGGAAGCUACGAAGGUUCCAAACUGUGAUAGCAAUACGCUAACAAAUAUUUGAAUACUUUUCUAGAUUACGAUCUAAAUGCUCAAAUUAUACUCUUAUAAAUGAUUAUUUUUAUGAUAUAAUAUUAGCGCGUGCUCAGUCUGCUGGACGGCUCAAAUGUAUAAACAAUAUCGUCAGUCACUUAGUCAGUAUUUCACAUUUAUGAAAGGUACUUUUGUCAGAGAAUUCAAUAUAGAGACAGGUAAUUUAGUCGCACUAUACGAAGCAUUAUUUUUAUUGAAUAAACGCUCACGUUUAAGACAUGAAUGUCUCGAGAUGCGGUCGUAUAGUCCACUGAGGAGUAUAUCGAUCUGUUCUGUGACAUUCAUGAAACACCACUUGCGGUAAUUGCGGUCGAAGCGAAACAAACAAUUUUUUAUUUAAGAUUUUGCCUGUUCCUAAAGAACGGGGAAUAUUAUUGCGUCAAUGCCAAAUCACAGAUUAUUAUUUUGACUAAGUCAUAACCAAUUACUAAAAUACGAUAUAUUUAAAUGUUAUGUAAGCUAUUAUUAAUAAUGUUAUAAUAAAAUAUUAUAAUGUUUUAUAA
Messenger RNA from Danaus plexippus (monarch butterfly), 2018 nucleotides. It is a transcript of the gene Inx7, whose product is annotated as innexin inx7. Gene Ontology annotation, biological process: phototransduction. The record is from RefSeq and is a predicted model, not a curated record. The transcript is spliced from 8 exons. NCBI's taxonomy places the organism in Eukaryota, Metazoa, Arthropoda, Insecta, Lepidoptera, Nymphalidae. The coding region runs from base 156 to 1412 and encodes 418 amino acids. Gene Ontology annotation, cellular component: plasma membrane; gap junction. Gene Ontology annotation, molecular function: gap junction channel activity.